AUGCGGAGAUUUUUCAUUCGGUCCUUCGCCAGAGCUACACCCAAAAAAGGUGCUCGUACAAUCAAGAGCAGCAUUGUGCCAUUUCCCGUAACCGUUACGGUUGGCGCAAUUGGUGCUUCUAUUGUGGCAUAUUACAUGCUAGAUGCCAAAGCGGGUAUCCACGAGUAUGUGUUCUGUCCGUUAAUCAGAGCGUUCACAGACGCAGAAAAUGGCCACAAACUAGGCAUAAAGCUCAUGAGUCUUGGCAUUUCUCCCAAGUUGAGAAGAGAGUCCGAAGAAAGGGAGAGGGAGUUUGAUGCACUUUUGGGCGUUGACGUUUUUGGCACGCAUUUGAAAUCCCCCAUUGGUCUUGCCGCUGGUUUGGACAAGGAAGGUAUAGCUAUUGACUCUCUUUUCGAUACCGGCUUCUCAUAUGUGGAAAUUGGUUCUGUAACGCCAGAACCUCAGCCUGGUAACCCCCAACCACGUUUCUUCAGAUUGCCUAGAGACGACGCCGUGAUCAAUAGGUAUGGAUUCAACUCGCUGGGCCAUUUGAGUGUUUUGCUCAAUUUGAAAGCAAGAUUCCAGGAGUGGAUGAGCCACGAGAACAAUGCGAAGAGACCAGGCAGACUCUUGGCUGUGAAUUUGGGUAAGAACAAAAACGGUGAUGAAGUACAAGAUUACGUGACUGGUGUGCGCAGAUUUGCCCAUUACGCUGAUGUUUUGGUUGUUAAUGUCUCAUCUCCCAAUACACCUGGCUUGAGGGAUCUUCAAAGUGAACUGAAACUCACGGAUCUCUUGAAGGCGGUUGUCAAGGAAAGAAAUGCACAAGGAAAAAAUUCUUGCGGCAAGCAACCUCCGGUGCUCGUCAAAGUUGCACCUGACUUAACAGAGCCCGAAAUUGAGUCGAUUGCCAAUUCGGCAAAACAGUCUAAAGUCGAUGGAAUCAUCAUUUCUAACACUACUAUUCAAAGACCAAGCAAUCUUUUGACUACUGACAUCAGCCUUAUUAAUCAGGCCGGUGGCUUAUCAGGUAAACCAUUGAAGCCCUUGUCUCUUCAGGCAUUGAGAACACUCAGAAAACAUACGAAGGAUAGUAAUUUGGUGUUGGUGGGUUGUGGCGGAAUUUCAUCUGGAAAGGACGCUCUCGAGUUUGGUAAGGCUGGAGCCUCAUUUAUCGAGUUAUAUACUGCUUUCGCCUACAAAGGUCCGGGUUUGCCAGCCAAAAUUAGAGAUGAGUUAACAGCUUUGUUGAGGAAGGAAGGCAAAACCUGGCAACAAAUCAUUGGCGAGGACGAUAAAUAA
Candidozyma auris is the source of this 1284-nucleotide messenger RNA. It is a transcript of the gene URA1, whose product is annotated as dihydroorotate dehydrogenase. The coding region runs from base 1 to 1284 and encodes 427 amino acids. Gene Ontology annotation, molecular function: dihydroorotate dehydrogenase activity. The transcript has a single exon. Gene Ontology annotation, cellular component: cytoplasm; mitochondrial inner membrane. Gene Ontology annotation, biological process: pyrimidine ribonucleotide biosynthetic process; 'de novo' pyrimidine nucleobase biosynthetic process. NCBI's taxonomy places the organism in Eukaryota, Fungi, Ascomycota, Pichiomycetes, Serinales, Metschnikowiaceae. The record is from RefSeq and is a predicted model, not a curated record.